This is a messenger RNA of Fraxinus pennsylvanica, 648 nucleotides long. Lineage: Eukaryota; Viridiplantae; Streptophyta; Magnoliopsida; Lamiales; Oleaceae. The record is from the annotation of a GenBank genome assembly.
AUGGCAAGAUUUCUUUUGUCGGUGACAAGAUUUUACACUUCGACUAGCAGCCUCCAUGUCAAGCCAUGUAGUAUGCUUCGAACUGUUUCUAGCUCCAACUCUAUAUUAAAUAAGAAUCCUGGCCUUUUCUUGAGUAGACAGAGCUUGGGAUAUCGGUAUCUCAGCAGCUAUUCAGGAAUGGACAAGGAUAACGGCAAUAAAAGGAAUUUCGUUGUCUACAACAGUUUUCCUGGAGCUCCAUUGCCCUCACAGCCUCCUUCAAAUUCCUUGAGAAAGUGGAUUCUGGGAAUUGCACUAACAAUAAUUUUACCCUUUGUGACCAACAAAUGGGGACCAUUGUUGAAACUCAAAAAUGAAGUUGAUACGGCCGUGGAGACUAUAGAACAGAUAACAGAAGUUGUAGAAAAGACGGCCGAGGUGGUGGAUAAAGUGGCGGAGAACAUUGCCGAUCACCUUCCGGAAGGAGGAAAAUUUAGGAACACGGUUGAUUUUAUUGAAAAUGUGGCUGAAACAGCGGCUAAGGAUGCACGUUUAGUUGGAGACAUUAUUGAUAAGGUACAGGGAGUUGAAGAAGAUGUGGAGUCCAUUGUUGUAUCUCUCAGUGGUGAAGCCAACGAGCCUUCCAGAGAAAUUAAGGAUGAAAAAUGA